Messenger RNA from Pestalotiopsis fici W106-1, 1593 nucleotides. RefSeq lists its product as uncharacterized. Gene Ontology annotation, cellular component: membrane. Bases 1 to 1593 code for a protein of 530 amino acids. The transcript is spliced from 5 exons. Gene Ontology annotation, molecular function: transmembrane transporter activity. Gene Ontology annotation, biological process: transmembrane transport. The record is from RefSeq and is a predicted model, not a curated record. Lineage: Eukaryota; Fungi; Ascomycota; Sordariomycetes; Amphisphaeriales; Sporocadaceae.
AUGGGGGAACCAAAACCAUUGGACAUGACAAGUCAAGAUGUCGUAGGCCAAGGAUAUACAGACGAUGGCGACAUCAUUGGCGAUGUCCUCAGCACCACCGAGGACAUGCGGGACAUGCGCCGAUUGGGGAAGAAGCAGGAGUUUCGACGCAACUUUCAAUUCCUCAGCACGCUCGGCUUCGUGAGCAUCUACAUGGCCACGUGGGAGUUUGUACUUGUGUCGUUGAGCGUCGGGUUUGCCAAUGGAGGGUUUGGCGGACUUUUCUGGUGCUUCAUCACGACCGUCUUGUGCUACUCGACCAUUGUCGCUAGCCUGGCCGAAAUGGCCUCCAUGGCUCCCACUGCAGGCGGGCAGUAUCACUGGGUGAGCGAGUUUGCGCCACCGAGCGCGCAGAGAGUGUUGAGUUAUGCGAGCGGCUGGAUGUCUACGCUGGGAUGGCUGGCCAGCGUUGCAAGCAGCAACUAUGUCGUCGCGCUGCAAAUCGAGGCCAUGAUAGAGGUUUUGCAGCCGGACUUUGUGUUUGAAAACUGGCACCUCACAUUGAUCAUGUGGGCCUUCAUCGGUGUGACCAUCGUGUUCAAUACUUGGGGAGCCCGAGUGUUGCCUGCUCUGGAGACGGCAAGUUUGAUCGGUCAUAUUGCCGGAUUUUUCGUAGUCAUGAUUUCGCUUUUAGUAUUAUGUCCCAAGAAUAGUGCCCGCGAGGUCUUUACUGAUUUCCAGAGCAGUAGUGGUUGGAGCAUUGGCAGUGCGUACCUCAUCAGCCAAGUGACGGUCAUGUAUUGCAAUCUUGGAUCAGACUCGGUGGUACAUAUUUCUGAGGAGGUUCAAGACGCCUCCUUGAUUGUGCCGAAAUGCAUGUGGUAUUCUUACAUUGGCAACGUCAUUCUGGGUAUAACAAUGCUCAUUACAAUGCUCUAUUGUCUUCCAGAAUUGGGGCAAGUCGUCGACUCGGACGUGCCGUAUCUCAUUCUCUUCAACAACACAGGCUCUCCUGCGCUAUCAAUAGUGCUCAAUGUCAUACUUUUCCUGCUUAUUUAUUCGGGAAAUAUCACUGCACUUGCAACCUGUGCACGAGAAGUCUUUGCGUUUGGUCGAGAUAGAGGAUUGCCAUGGUCGAGGGUUGUGAGCAAAAUGGAUCCAAAAUACCACGUACCCAUGAACGCAGUCUACAUCACUUCCGUACUUGUUGCAAUCCUGGCUCUGGUUCAGUUGGGUUCCACUGUCGCAUUCAACACCAUUGUCUCGCUCUCCGUACUUGGCCUUUUGAGCACGUACUUGAUCAGUAUCGGCAGUGUCUUGUGGAUGCGUAUUAAGGGUCAAAAACUGCCUCCAGCAAGAUGGAGUCUGGGUCGUCUUGGUCUGCCCGUCAAUGCAUUUGCCGUCUUUUAUUGCGCCUUUAUUAUCAUCUUUGCCAGCUUUCCGACUGCUGUUCCCGUGGAUACGGAAAGUGCCAACUGGGCUCCUGCGGUCUGGGUCGGUGUCAUUAUCAUCUCCGGAGUUGUCUAUAUGGUGCACGGAAAGCAGCAUUACCAGGCGCCUGUUGAUUUCGUUGAAGGCCGCAAAGCUCCUGGCAUAGGCCUGCAGUCAUCAUAA